Molecule: messenger RNA, 1769 nt
Organism: Acanthoscelides obtectus
Lineage: Eukaryota; Metazoa; Arthropoda; Insecta; Coleoptera; Chrysomelidae
Source: the annotation of a GenBank genome assembly
AUGAUCUUGCAGUUUAGAUGCCAAAUUUCAAAUAAUCAACACUGUACUGUCUACAUUUCUUUUUAGAUUCGGACAUGGCAUCAGUCAUCUGUGGGCAAAAUUAAAUUAUUUAAAUAAGACAGAAAAUCCAGUAGCUGUAUAUUAAAAAUUUUUUUUGAUUUUUCCGAAAACAUUCCAUAAUUCGAACAUCUUGAACAAUUAGCUCGAAUUACGGAGAUUGCACUGUAAUUAUAUUACCGAUUGCUAAAACUUUUAAAAAGAAACUAUUGAGGAGUACUCGUGUAAUUUUGCAUGAUUGAAUAUUUAACUACUAAUAACUAGAGUCAUGAUUGGCGUAAUUUAUCUAUCUUUGCUAACUACGAGUACAAAACUAAAAUUUAAUAAAAAAUAAUGUACUUACUUUUCUCCAGCACUCUCAAACAAAAUAACACUGACUCACUAUAAUUUGUGUGAUAUACUAUCUGUUUAUAUUUUUUAAAAUAUUUUCUUAGCACUUUCCUUUUCAAGAUUCAGGAAACGACUAAACGUAUUUGUCCCACAUUCGUAUUUAUAGAGUGACGAAUUGAACAAGUCAGUGCAAGGUAGCGAAGCUCUGAGACUGCGACUCUCAGGUUUUUACAAGUUCAAAAUGUAUUGCGACCACAAAGCGAAUACCAACAUCCUACAACUUACACAAUUUUAUAAACAUAUAUAAUAAUUUUUUUCUUCAUAGGUACUUUUAUAAAUAAUGUAUAUGUUUUGAUAUUAUAAGAUAGUAUGAUGUAAGUAAAUAGGUACUAUCAGUGUAUGUGUUGAGAUCCACUAUCGUGGACCCCCAUAUUCAUUUCAUGGACCCCCAAAUUUUUUUUCGCUGACGUAGACCCCUUGCAGGUUGUCAUAGACCCCUAGGGGUCGAUAUAGACCACUUUGGGAAUCAAUGCACUAAAUUAAGACCAGCGCAGUUUGGUAAGACGAGCGAGUUCUAUCCCACUUUCUGCGGACCUUAUCAUUAAACAAAGCAGAUAACUUCGAUGCAUCAACAAGUAAACUGAUCUUUAUCGUUAGUAUUUAUUAACGCAUCAUAAGCGGAGGUGUCUAUAACAGUUUGAUACAUGCAAUUGCAGGGGAAGGUUGAAAUAAAACACACUAAUCCAUCUGGUAAAGAACAACACUUGAAAUGUAAUAACAAACACAUCAGAAAAGCUCUUUAAAUUAUAUGGAUUCUUACGUUUUCAAAACCUUACAUUUUAUUAAAACUAUGAAAUGUAUAUCGAGAACGAUUCGUUCUUUCCUAAAGGAUUUUUUUUAUGAAUCUUGGACACAACUACAUUAACUUGGCGAGCUAUUUGCUCAUAAAUAUGUCUAGGAGCGAAUCAAAAACCGCCAAGUUAUCAACGCUAAAUCGAACAGAUUUUUCGGUCGAAAAAUCGUCGAUCUUAGUUCUAUACCACACCCAUAUCUAUAUCGGUUGGAUGUGAUACAGGGUUGAAAAAAACAUGUAUUUUUUAUUUUAUACAAAACAUAUUUUUUUGUUUUUAAAUUUUAUACUUUAAAGAAAUAAAACUUAGAAAAAAACAUUGUUUAAAUCAUAUUUUUUCAUAAUAGUAAUUUAAAACGUUCUAUCUAUUAUUCUACUAAAUAAUAGAUGCCUUAUUUAAAGUCCGACUCUGUACUAAACUGUCGCGAUCAGCUGUUACGAACUACGUCGCGCCACGCCGCCGUUGCCGGUGAAUCCCCGAAAUAAGAAAACCAAUUUCAAUGAGGAACUAUUGACCUGGGGGAACCACAGA